UACAGGAAGCGGUGAACGCACCAGAAGAAGAGAAGGCUACUUCUUGGUUAGCACGAUAGCAUCUUUACAAUGAUGCAACUAGCUUUAAGUAAAACCUUUGGCCAGAAGCCUGUUAAAUUUCAGCUAGAGCAGGAUGGAGACUUUUACAUGGUGGGCUCGGAGGUGGGAAACUACCUGCGGAUGUUCCGAGGCUCCCUGUAUAAGAGAUACCCGUCUCUGUGGAGGAGGCUGGCCUCUGUGGAGGAGAGGAAGAAGAUCGUAGCGUCGUCACAUGCCACCAGUGUGACUCUGCUGAAGGCCUCAGAGUGUGAAGAGAUCUUUGAGGGGAACGAUGAGAAGUACAAGGCCGUGUCCAUCAGUACCGAGCCCCCUGCCUACGUCAGGGAGCAGAAGGCCAAGCGGAGCAGCCAGUGGGUUCCCACCCUCCCUAACAGCUCCCACCACCUGGACGCCGUGCCUUGCUCCACAACCAUCAACCGCAGCCGCAUGGGCCGGGACAAGAAGAGGACCUUCCCGCUGUGCUUCGACGACCACGACCCCGCGGUGAUCCACGAGAACGCGGCGCAGAUGGAGGCGCUGGUUCCAAUCCGUCUGGACAUGGAGAUCGACGGGCAGAAGCUGCGAGACGCCUUCACCUGGAACAUGAACGAGAAGCUCAUGACCCCGGAGAUGUUUGCAGAGAUCCUGUGUGACGACCUGGACCUGAACCCCCUGGCGUUCGUGCCGGCCAUCGCCUCGGCCAUCCGGCAGCAGAUCGAGUCCUACCCCACCGACAGCAUCCUGGAGGAGCAGGCGGACCAGAGAGUCAUCAUCAAGCUUAACAUCCACGUGGGGAACAUCUCGCUGGUGGACCAGUUCGAGUGGGACAUGUCCGAGAGGGAGAACUCCCCGGAGUCCUUCGCCCUGAAGCUGUGCUCCGAGCUGGGCCUGGGAGGGGAGUUCGUCACCACCAUCGCCUACAGCAUCCGCGGUCAGCUCAGCUGGCACCAGAGGACCUACGCCUUCAGUGAGAACCCGCUGCCCACGGUGGAGAUCGCCAUCCGCAACACCGGCGACGCAGACCAGUGGUGCCCCCUGCUGGAGACCCUCACAGACGCCGAGAUGGAGAAGAAGAUCCGAGACCAGGACAGGAACACCCGGCGAAUGAGACGAUUGGCCAACACCGCCCCCUCCUGGUAGAACGUGACACGACGCCUCUCUGUGACUGAACCCUUUCCCAAGCAUCUGGGCAGACGUGGUCGACGCCACACACACACACACACACACACAUACACACACUCACUCAUCCAUACAUUCCUCUGCACACACACAGGACGUGCAGCAUCAUGUUACUCUGAAUUCAGGUCUGUUCCUUCCACUUUCCUCUCAGUCCUGCUGCGCCGCCGGGCGGAGACGUGGAUGUGAGUGUGAAGUAUCUGAACGAACGGCUGAAGGUGCAGUGUUCGAGGCUCUGUCUGUGCUGGAGCCUGACAGGAAGCUGACAGUCGGAGGGAGGACGGGUCGUCCCUCCGCCUCAGAGCCAUCCUGGCCAGGCUGCUGGAACCCGGGCCGUCGGUGCUGACGGCGAUGUCUGACACUGCCGUGCUUCUGGAUCAAUGGGUCAUGAAUGUGAGCCGGCCUGCGUCGUAGUCACAGAGUAGAAAAACUAAAUGUGCUUCACAAACGUCUGAUGCUGAGACAUCUAUUCUGCUGCUGGCAUGAAGAAGCGACACCCAAAUUUAAACGGCAGCAAUGAGCUGAUCCAGGUUGUUCCAGGCUGCUUUUCUUCUCCGUACAAACAUCUGCUGAGCUUCAGCUGGUGAGGAACAGGCAGCGCAGCCACAAACCAGGAAGUUUGAUGCGUAGACAUUCAGCACACUGUCGAUGAACCAGUUUCACUGCAGACCCCUGUUUAGUGGCUCCCAGCAGCUUUCUUUUCAGGUUUUGCAUUUUAAAAUGAAAAUUGUGACUCUUGAGUACAAAAACGAUUCAGUGGUUCGCCAAAUGAAGUUUGUAGUUUGUAAAAAAAACACCGACCGUGCUUCAUUUAGAAGCUCUGCUGUCUUCUGUUUGACAGUGUUCUGAAACCAGCCUUAAAUGAAGGUGGCAGACCCCUGUUCUCCGCUCAGGCCUUCUCUCCAGCAGCAUAGUGGAUAUCUGAUGGCUGUCGGUCCGUUUAACAACCACAAGCAGUGCAGUCUGCUGUGCUGACCGCCACGCAGGCACAAGGCUUCACCUCUUUUGGUUUCUGUUUCCACUCUGAUGUAGGAGAAUGUAGUGAAAAUGUAAAGCUUUGAGACUGUUUGUCCCUCGGUGAUGUUCCAGCAGCUCAGACCAGGUUGACCACACACACACACACACACACACACACACACACCCACCCCUUCCUGUGGAGUGUGAGCUGGUUGCACCUGGGCUCCUGAGCUCGCCUGCAUGCUGAAGCUAGAGUAGUUGAAGCUGUAGCCCCGUGCAUGAGGGGACAGGACAUUCCCGCUGUUACGUCUGUUCGCACCGUGCCUCACACGUCCUCGGUCGGUCCAGAGCGACUCAGAAGAGCUGACCACAGCCGCCGGUGUCUUCAGAGUCAGGACCCUGGACGCAGACCGGAGGACCACCGUGCUCACUAAUGUACUGUUGCUUCUCGUUGUCUUAUUUUGUACAUUUGCUUGACCUUUAUAGUGGACUUGUUUUUAUAUAUAUAUAAAAAAAACCAAUAAAGGAAACGUGU
Messenger RNA from Salarias fasciatus (jewelled blenny), 2707 nucleotides. Its product is annotated as SWI/SNF-related matrix-associated actin-dependent regulator of chromatin subfamily B member 1. The record is from RefSeq and is a predicted model, not a curated record. NCBI's taxonomy places the organism in Eukaryota, Metazoa, Chordata, Actinopteri, Blenniiformes, Blenniidae. Bases 70 to 1179 code for a protein of 369 amino acids. The transcript has 9 exons. Gene Ontology annotation, biological process: chromatin remodeling. Gene Ontology annotation, cellular component: nuclear chromosome.